AUGCAACAUUUCUUGUGGAAAGCAAUUGCUGGGGCAUUAUCAACAGCGGAGAGGUUGUGCUCAAGAGGUAUUAACAUUGAUCCUAUAUGUCAACGCUGUGGUCUUGAGGAUGAAACUAUCAAUCACUUACUUUUGCAAUGUCAACAUGCCCAGACAACGUGGAGAUGUGCAGAUUAUACUGUCUUCAAUGUGCCUCAGGAUGCACUUGAAGAUAAUAUUAGGAAGAUAUUACACAUCUAUGCUGAGAGUGAAGCGUCAGAUGAGGUACGAAUUCUCCCCUUUUGGAUUACUUGGAUGUUGUGGAAAUCAAGAAAUGAAAUGCUUUUUCAGCAGAAGAUGAAUCAUCCAAAUGAAGAUGCAGUUAAAUGGCUGAAUGCUGUCUCAGAAUGGGUCUUAGCAAAUCCAGUUAAUCAUCAUUCGAGUGUUUCUCAUCGUGCAGCGUCUACUCUAUGGGAACCGCCACCUAUGGGCUUCAUCAAAUGCAAUUUUGAUAGCAGCUUUUCUCAGAAUUCACCAAUAAUGAAGGUGGGAUGGAUCCUUCGAGAUUCACGAGGAAGUUAUAUGGAAGCAGGAUGGGCCACUCUACCGCAGGUGGAAACGCCUUUACAAGCGGAAGCAUCGGGGUUCUUAUAUGUGGUUCAAAGGAUGUGGUAUAAAGGAUUACGUCAAGUAUGGUUUGAAGGGGACAACUUGGAGUUAACAAAUAUCAUUAACACGGUAAGACAGAGUGUAGAGCUGGGGAAUUUGUUAUGUGAUAUUCGUCAUUGGAUAACAAAAUUGCCACAAUGCUCUUUGGGACAUGUCAACCGGGAGAAGAACCAAGCUGCGGAUGUACUAUGUAAACAUUACUUGUCUAAUUCUGUUAAUUUGUGUAAAUUGUACGAAACACCACCUUCAUGGCUGGUAAACUAUUUGUAUUACCCUUUCACAUUUUAA
Microthlaspi erraticum is the source of this 936-nucleotide messenger RNA. Lineage: Eukaryota; Viridiplantae; Streptophyta; Magnoliopsida; Brassicales; Brassicaceae. The record is from the annotation of a GenBank genome assembly.